Molecule: messenger RNA, 468 nt
Organism: Cooperia oncophora
Lineage: Eukaryota; Metazoa; Nematoda; Chromadorea; Rhabditida; Trichostrongylidae
Source: the annotation of a GenBank genome assembly
AUGUUCUUAGGCGAUGAGGAUGGCUCCUGCACCGCAAGACGAUUUAAACAUACGCAAAACGCGAAUGCUUUACUUCAACUGUUGUGUGUUGCGUACACAGAUGCGUACGAAAAGGGAAACCCCGUAGUGUUGGCGCUGAAACAAGAACAGGGUAGAACAAGAUCGCGCAGCAAACAAAAAGAAACAGCUUUAGUAUUGUUAGGCAGGAAAAUCGAGGCUGUUGAGAAAAAGCGCUAUGGCAACUGCAUCAUAUAUGAUGAUUCGAGAGGAGACUGCCAGGCUGUGAUCGAGCAAACCGUGGAAACGGCUCAAGAGAGGUCAAUGCUACAGAUGUUUGGCGAAGCACGCCUCUUUUACUUCCCAACACCCAUUCCAGCAAUGUGGACAAAGCCUACGCAGCCAGUCACCAUUAAACGUCGACCAAAGACCUCCAAAGUUUGCCGAGUACAGAUCCCCGACAUACGGUAA